Strongylus vulgaris is the source of this 1269-nucleotide messenger RNA. NCBI's taxonomy places the organism in Eukaryota, Metazoa, Nematoda, Chromadorea, Rhabditida, Strongylidae. The record is from the annotation of a GenBank genome assembly.
AUGGCUUCCAAUGCUCGUACGAGCAAAUUAUCAUCGGGUAAAACUGAGCAAUAUGUAUUUAAUUGGAAAACAUUUACGGGCUGGGAUUUCACGAUAGGAAAUGCAGAAACAGCUGGCAAUGUGCAUAUGGCUAAUGUUAUCAAAUUUCGGGAGGCUAUAGCUGAGUAUGCGGUGAAUAUGAAACGAAAAUAUCGAUGUCUGCAAAUCCUUCUAAGGGUAUUCGCUAAUUUGCUAGUGUGUAUUAUGUUAGGAUUUUCAGUUUGGGCUAUCCUGGCUGUGAGCCAAAUAAGAGAAACUGACACAUUCAUAAAGCAAAACGCUGUGUCAAUCACAGUUUCAUUUAUUACGCUGAUAUUUCCAAACUUAUUUGAGUUGAUAGGGAAGUUGGAGCGAUACCAUCCACGUACAGCACUGAGGAUUCAACUGGCAAGGCAAGAAACUGCUGCACUGCAAUAUGUCAGUGGUUUUCGGCCAAUCACUCGCAACAGAACGCUGCGAGAUGUACUAAAGCAUACUGUCUCCGCGCACAUGUCACCGCACACUACACCAGCGCCUCCGUCUCCGUGGACAACAGUUUUUUCUGACUACGGCCCAAUGGGUGUAUCAAAUCCAAAAGCCCUAGUCUCAAAAGACACUUCUCUUCACAAUACCACCAUAGUGGUGACCCAUGCUAUUGGACCAAGUGCUUCUUUUAACAGCCCGGAAUCUAGUAAUUACACAACAUAUACAGUAUCCCAAGUGCAACCAUUUCGCCUGCCAAAUUACAAAGAUAUGUGCUGGGAAACGCAAAUUGGCCAGGAGAUAACAAAAUUAGUGGUGAUGGAUCUACUGAUGACAAUAGCUGCCAUAUUAGUUAUCGACUUCUUCCGGGGCCUUUUAUGUCGUUACUGGAUGAUUUGGUUAGGUUUAUUUUUUGUGCCCAUGCUGCCAAUGAUCAACAACAUCAAAUUGAUAUUACUGAUGUAUAUCCGAGCCUGGGCUGUAAUGACAUGCAAUGUUCCUGCUAGGCAGAUAUUCAGAGCCAGCAGGUCAUCAAACUUCUACCUUAUGCUGCUAUUACUAAUGUUGUUUCUUUGCACAUUGCCUGUGGGAUAUGUGAUUGCAUCCAGGAAACCAUCAAAGAGUUGUGGACCAUUUGGGGAUCAACCGCAUUUCUACAGUGUAAUAACGGACGUGCUACAUGAAAAUUUGAAUGCCUCUUUAGUAGAUGCGAUUAAGUAUAUGACAUCGCCAGGAAUUGUGAUACCAGUCCUGCUUUUAUUGCUGUAA